AUGGCUAGCCAAGAAGAGGGGAUCAAGUUGUUUGGAAAGACCAUCGCCGUGCCGGCGGAGGAUCACGAUGACGGCGGCAGCGACGGCGACGGCGAUUCGCCGAGCUUGGACAAGAAGCCAGACAAGAUAAUCCCGUGCCCUAGGUGCAAGAGCCUCGAGACCAAAUUCUGCUACUUCAACAACUACAAUGUCAACCAGCCCCGCCACUUCUGCAAAGGCUGCCAGCGCUACUGGACAGCCGGCGGGGCCCUCCGCAACGUUCCCGUCGGCGCCGGGCGCCGCAAGAACAAGCCCCCCGGCGCCCGGAUCAGUCCUCCCGCCGGCGGGGUUCAUCAUCCGUUUCAGGCGGUGGUGGAGGAGUGGCAAUUGGCGGCGGCGGCUGGUGGGUUUCGGGAUGUUUUCCCGAUCAAGCGGCGGCGGUGCGGCUCAGGUGGUCAACCGUGUGUAAAUUAG
Molecule: messenger RNA, 453 nt
Organism: Linum tenue
Lineage: Eukaryota; Viridiplantae; Streptophyta; Magnoliopsida; Malpighiales; Linaceae
Source: the annotation of a GenBank genome assembly